This is a messenger RNA of Fusarium musae, 957 nucleotides long. RefSeq lists its product as uncharacterized. NCBI's taxonomy places the organism in Eukaryota, Fungi, Ascomycota, Sordariomycetes, Hypocreales, Nectriaceae. The record is from RefSeq and is a predicted model, not a curated record. Gene Ontology annotation, molecular function: catalytic activity. The coding region runs from base 1 to 957 and encodes 318 amino acids. The transcript has a single exon.
AUGGACGCCAACCCUACACCAAACCCUUCCAACGACAAACAGAGCCUCGUCCGAGUCUACGUCGUCCAGCGAUGUCCCCGUCUCUUAUGCCUCGAACACGGCGUCCAAACGGCAAUUGAAGAGAUCGCGACAGCAGCAAAGGCCGGAGCCAAUCUCAUAGCAUUUCCCGAAACAUGGCUGACGGGUUACCCUGCUUGGGUAUUCGGAAUGGCGAGCUGGAACGACCCGGAAGCCCGAAGUUGGUAUAAGAGCCUCGUUGAAGCCAGUCCCACUGCUUCAAGUUCGCAUAUCAACCGAAUCAGAGACGCUGCGAGGGAGAAUAAUAUUGAAGUCGUUCUUGGAUUCAACGAACGAGCGCGAGAAAGUGGCGGGACUAUAUAUAACAGUGUCGCAAUGAUUGGACGGGAUGGUUCUCUUCGGGGCGUUCAUCGCAAGCUUACGCCUACUCACGCUGAAAGACUUGUCUGGGCGAAUGGAGAUGCGCAAGGUCUCAGGGCCCAUGAUACUAGCUUUGGGAGGGUCGGUGCGGCGGUAUGUUGGGAACAUUUCCAUCCUCUCAUCAGACAAGCUCUGCAUACCGAAGAUGAGCAGAUCCAUAUUGCGCUAUGGCCCGAUAUGCCUUCAGCGCAUCAGGUCGCUUCUCGACAAUAUGCAUUUGAAGGAAGAUGCUUUGUCGUAGCUGCAGCUUCGUAUCUAGACAAAGGCUCUGUUCCGCCCGAAUUGCUGGAGGCAUACGUCAAAGGUGCUGGGUCAACGGAACUGUUCACCGGUGGCUCAAGUGUCAUCGGGCCAGAUGGGGAGUACAUUGCAGGUCCCGUAUAUGGUCCCGAGCCGUUAAUUGUUGACAUCGAUAUUAGUCAGACGAUUGCUUAUAAGCAUGAUCUUGAUGUUGCAGGCCAUUAUGGCAGGCCGGAUAUCUUCAAGCUAUCAGUGAACAAGGAGGGGGAUCGGAGAUGA